AGACUGCAGAGACUAACGGGACGUCGACAGGUCCGUUAUUUCAACCGCCCUACAACCACUUCCUACCGGCUGUUCGUGUGUGUGUAGACCGGAGCCAUGGCUAGCCGCUCUCUGUCCUCGCUCUGCCUGCUGCUGGCGCUGCUGCUGCCGCUGGGAGUCCUGUCUCAGGACUUUGACCUGACCGACGCUCUGGAUGAUGAUGGUGAAACAGUGACCCCUUCACCAAAGCCACCAAAGCCAGAAGCACCAGCAGGAGGAACAGGAGACUUUAACCUGGAGGAUAUAUUCAAUUCGGAUGGCACCACCACCACUACAACCAAAGCCCCACCCAAGGUCGUCCCUAAAGUCCCUAAAGUCCCCACAGGCACCAAGGCCCCGGUGAAGCCUAAUAACAAGCCAGCUGCAGAAGGCUUUGACCUGGCUGAUGCCUUGGACCCCAACAAUGACAUUGGUGGCAAGGAUAAGAACAAGGGGCAGGGAGUGGGAUUUUCUGACGACGAUCUGUUUGAUGUUGGCAAAGACAAAACCUACAAACCUGACAAAGGCAAAGGUGAACGUCCCAGUGGUGAAAAAGAUCAAAUAAAUCCUGACGACAACUCUGGGACUACAUCAGAAGUGGGCACCAUUGCAGGGAUUGCGAGUGCGGUUGCUAUGGCGCUGGUGGGCGCAAUCAGCAGCUACAUCUCCUACCAGAAGAAGAAGUUGUGCUUCGGUAUACAACAGAGCCUGAAUACUGACAUGGUGAAGGCUGAGAACCCCGAGGCCGUGGUGGCUACCGAACCACAAGUCCAACAGACCCUCCUGGAGCCCCCCAAUGCUGAACCCCCAACUGAAGAGAAUGCUGUGUAACACUCACAUACCACACACACACACACACACACACACACACACACACACACACACACACACACACACACACACACACACACACACACACACACACACACACACACACACACGUGCUCUUUCCCAAACAUCCCCCACCUAAAGCCCCUGCGCACCCCCCCACACACACAGACACACAAACAUGCUACAGGAUAGACCGUCUGUGGUGUAGCAUGUUCUGGUUGAUCUUGCAGCUCUGGGCUGUAAACGUUGGGAUUUGUAGUCCUUUUUGCGCUGAAUGUGAAGACAGAUUUUUUUAAUUCUCAGCUGUAAACAUGGCCGAUGGUGUAUCGAACCUUGCCAAAUGUACGUGUAUAUAGUUAUUUAUUGUUUACCGUUCGAAUACCACUGACAUGUUGGUUUAUAGUAAUCCAGCCUUCAGCAUGUACUCAGAUUUCUCUGCUGUGAGCCAGGUUGAGUUGAGUUGUAGCAUUUUGCUGACACACAGUGAAGUUGGAAUACUGGAAAAGAAAAAUACAAACAGUGGUUAAUCUUAAUAUACAUUGGAGAAAGAAACUCUUCUGAGCUUCUAUGGGUGUGUGUCGAGCUUCUGAGUUCAAGGGGAGUCUCGGUGUAGUGAGCUGGAUUUCAGGCGGGUUGGUUUAGAAUUUUUUGGACACUGAUUUGUGACUUGCAGCGUGGUUAAAGCUGUAUAUCAAGUGAACCAGGGAGCGCUGAGAGACCACGCCCAGUUUUUUUUUUAGAUGAUUGUAAGUUGUGUUCCAGCUAUCAGCAAUAUCUCGUUUCCUGACUUUGAAUGGAAUAUAGCAGAGUCCCCCUUUUAGCACAUAACUGAUUACUUUCCUAAGUCAUAGAUUUACUUUUGUUGAUGCAAAGUGGCGGAAAUCAAAUGUUAACUGUAACAACACUGCACAGAAUCCAUGACUUGGAGGUCUGUCUCUACUCUCCACAGAUAAUGCAAAUGAAAUUUGACAAUAUUUCCCAUAUUUCUAUUCAAAGCCUUGUAGCAACUGAUUAUGUAAUCAUUUAUAA
Anoplopoma fimbria (sablefish) is the source of this 1878-nucleotide messenger RNA. RefSeq names its product CD99 molecule-like 2 (gene cd99l2). The record is from RefSeq and is a predicted model, not a curated record. Gene Ontology annotation, biological process: T cell extravasation; positive regulation of neutrophil extravasation; homotypic cell-cell adhesion. NCBI's taxonomy places the organism in Eukaryota, Metazoa, Chordata, Actinopteri, Perciformes, Anoplopomatidae. The transcript has 10 exons. Bases 97 to 849 code for a protein of 250 amino acids.